ACGGGCUCUUUCCUCUCGUCUCAUCGACCAACUCGCUCUCGCGCUGACGCCUUCUUACUUUGUACCUACGCUAUUUGGCCAUGUUUUCUGAGCCUCUGAGGCACUUCUCGUUAAGGAGAACAAGUGUGUUGGUGGGAAGCCAUGUGUGCAACGUCUCUGCAAGGAAUAUGCCACUGUCAGCCUGGGACCACAAUCUCUGUGCUCCGAUGCUUGCAACGAUCGGCGCGCAGAUGUCUACUUCGGCCAAACCGACUGUUUUCGAAAACGAUAUCAUCGUUGUACGCGGAUUGGUACAAUCAGAGCGCGACCAGAAGGUCAGGGAAGUACGGUUCAAUAAGAAGCUGCUGGAAGGGAUGGCACGGGUACAAAAGGCGGGGAAGCGGUCAAGGGUGUAUGAGUUGCGAAAAUUGAAUAAAAAGGUCGAACUCUUCCUGGGAAGAGCCAUACAAUCUCCCCAGGAAAGCGAGAAGUAUAGAUGGGAAGCUAAGAAGCAUACAGAACUAAUGCAUGCUAUAGCUCCUCUACAUCCAGGUUUUUACGCGAAUACCGCCUUUAAGCGGAGGAUAGAACAGGAAAGCAGGUUGAUAACUCAUGCGGUCGAAAAUGCUCAAUUCGGACAUUGAAAAUGUAAUAUUGGUGCUCAAGACAGGCCUUCCGUCCUUGUCGUCCACAUAUAGGCUCCGCAAACUCCCACCCGCCGCAAGAGCCAUGAUGGAAAAGCAGUAUG
Messenger RNA from Laetiporus sulphureus 93-53, 727 nucleotides. RefSeq lists its product as uncharacterized. Bases 81 to 623 code for a protein of 180 amino acids. The transcript has 6 exons. NCBI's taxonomy places the organism in Eukaryota, Fungi, Basidiomycota, Agaricomycetes, Polyporales, Laetiporaceae. The record is from RefSeq and is a predicted model, not a curated record.